UGGUGGUGAGCCUGUGUCCUCCCUCACCACACAUACCUUAACCAUAUCCUCCAUGUCCAGUUGAUUGUUCUCUUGUUUUCUCUUGGAAUAUAUUCACUUAUGCUGAAUAUCCCCGCAUCAGUGUUAAAAGUCAUCAAAAAAUAGAAAGAUGAAGAAAGAUGAUGGGACGAGUGAAGAGGAUGGAGAAGUCUUUGGUGGAGACAGCUAUCAUGAUCUCUCCUCCAAUGACCUGUCCUACUCAGACCAUUCCCUUGUCACCAGUGGUCCUGUACAUGACUGGGAGGAAGAGAAGACGACGGAUUUCUUUGAUGAUGGUACUAUGACAUAUUUCUGGCGUGCCCACACACUAACAACACUGGUGUUUAUGAUCUGCUUCCUGUUGUAUGAAGCUCUCACUCCUCCUGAUGAGGAUAUGGUCGACAACACCAAAAGAGGUUUAGUUGCCAGUGUGUCUGCAUUUAUCCUCUUGGGAGUAACUGUAACACCAGAUGGACCAUUUAAGCGACCACACCCAGCCAUCUGGAGGUUCACCUUUAUCAUCUCCAUCGUUUAUGAGCUUGGCCUUAUAUUUAUGUUAUAUCAAAGUGCGUCCGGUGCCCGUCAAUUAUUGAAACACAUUGACCCUAAGUUGGGGGAACCCAUGGAGGAGAAAGAUUAUGGGGGAAACUGUCACUUAUAUGAUCAGGAAAACCCAGACGACCCAUAUCAUAAUAUAAAGGAUAAAACAGACCUAUUUGUGCCACUACAUUUCUUUGGGUGGUGGUUAAAGACACUGCUGCUACGAGACUGGUGGCUCUGCUGGGUUAUCUCGGUCAUGUUUGAGAUUCUGGAGUACACGCUAGAGCACCAGCUACCCAACUUCUCCGAGUGCUGGUGGGAUCAUUGGAUAAUGGAUGCCCUAUUGUGUAAUGGUCUGGGUAUCUACUGUGGGCUUCAAUCUCUAAAGUAUUUCUCCAUGAAGACUUACCACUGGAGAGGCCUCUGGAACAUCCCCACAUACAGAGGGAAACUUCGGCGCAUCAUGGCGCAGUUUGGGCCGUAUGUGUGGGUGGAUUAUGACUGGAAACCUCUCUCUUCCCUUGGUCGCUGGUUCUCCAUGCUAGGGAUAAUUGCCAUAUUCCUCCUGGCAGAACUCAACACAUUUUACUUGAAGUUUGUGUUAUGGGUGGAGCCAGGACAUUGGGCUAACUUGGUGCGCCUUAUAUUUAUUUUACCCUGGGGUGCCGUUGCCUUAAGAGAAGUGUUCCAGUUUCUCGAUGAUCCUGACUUUAUGAAGUUUGGGAGGCAGUCGUGGCUGUUCCUAGCCAUUGUCUGCACGGAAUUGCUCAUUGUCAUCAAGUUUGGCUGGGAAACUGUGACCAUUCCUUUUCCAAGUCAUGUUGUAACCUUGUGGAUGACCAUAUUCAUUUUGCUGGUGCUGUGGACUGUGUGGAACUUCUAUAUUGACCCUUAUACUAUCAAGGUCGACUCCAAAGAUAUCGAGAGACGACGUGAACACUGGAGUCAAGUUCGCGCUAUUGAAACCAAGCUCAGUCCUUCCGAGUCCAGAUUAUUUGACCCAAAGGUUUUCUUUGAUAAGUUUAUGCAAAAGGGAAGCAAAGAAGAUUGAUGAUUUUGUUCUAUUAAAAUAUUCAUAAAUGGUAUUAACAAGUUCUGAGUCAAGGAAAUCUUGGAGUUUUAAGAUAUCAUAAUUGUUUGUAAUUUUCUAGAAAAAAAGAAUGGUACAUUUAGUGAAAAAUUUACAGAAAUGGUAAUGUACAUAUUUAUAAUUAGCAGAGCAAUGGAAAGGAAUGUGUUACUCCAGUGAACUUUGUAUUGACUAAAAAUAUGAAGAGUAAGGUAGUCACUUGCAAUGCAAUAAAGGAAAGUGGCAGAAGAACCCAUGGAUAGAAAACCUAGAUAGAAUUGGGAUGUCACACAUUGUAAUGAUCCUGUUAAACUGAAAUUGGUAUACUUGUGAUGUUCCAGUUGUCAUAUAUUAGAUUUGUUAUGGUUAUGGGGAAGUGUAUUUGUGGCAUAUUUCCUCCUCAAUAUUUGAGGAGAUUUAUGAUGUGAUAUCUAAUGAAUAUAUCAAUAAGUUAACAUCAUUAUUAUAUUGAAGCAACUCAGUUAAUAGCUGUCUGCUGUUCCUCUUAGUGUGUUUGUGAAACACACAUUGAGGAUUUUCUUUAAGAAUAAUAAGCAGUCAGAGUCACUGUUCAUUAUCAAAAGCAUUUACUACUUUGGCAUGACGAACAAUAUCUCUGAUUAAUUUGCCUGAUACAAAAUUGCUAAAACCAUAGAUAUGAAAUCUGUUUUUGAUUAUCAUGUCAUCUGAAGGUACAGUAUGUGUUAGCAGACUUGAAUGUAAAAUUUCAACAUAUUGGCCAUAUUAACUUAUCCUGUACUCAGGGUGCUCUGCCUGUGUGCUGUAUCCAAACCCUUGUGAGGCAAGUGGUAACUGGUGUGUUACCUAAAACCAAACCCACUAAAUGUACUUACUUCUAAGAAUAUGCUAAGGACUACUAUAACACACACAAGGGAAAUAUUUGUAUAAAAUUAGGAAGACUUGAAAACCUUUGGAGGUCUUUGACAAAUAUUAGUAUCCCAAAUAAUUUCUUCACCAGAUAUGACAGAAAUAUGACUGCCACUAUUAUAACCUGAUCUGUAUCUUUGCCAUUCUUAUAUAGCAUAAUACCUCGUCUUGAUACAGUAUAUUUGUACUGUGCAGUUAGGUACUGAUUUUAUAUUAAGAAUCUCUCAUUGUUCUAUUCUCCAAUUCUUAAUAUAAGUCUCUUCUUUGUAUACUGAUAUGAAAUGUUAUCAAGUUUAUUUAUUGAUUUAAAAUAAGUAGUGGAGGAAGAUCAAAACAAUGUCAUGUUUUUCAUAAGACAGAUUUAGUUUCUCUGUCAUUCGUGCUAUAGAACCUAGAUUCUAAAAGGUCCCCGGAAACUCAUUUACCGUACUGUCUUAAGUGACACACGUUAUUACUCACUCUUGACUCUAAAAGUAUUCUGCCUUUAAAGUAGAUGAUUUAUUUGGAUAUAUAUUAUUUCUUUAUUAAUUUUUAUUCAUCUUGUGACAUAUACGUCAUCAUCCUAUGCAGAAUUUUACUCAAGAAUAUCUACCAAUAACAUCUCCACAUUUUCAAGUGGCCAGAUAUACAUCACUGACUUGGGCUGAAUUGUUUGACUGUCCAAAAUAAAAGAAACAGAUUCCACUUUAAUAUUGUAAGAAAAGAGAAUAUUUCAAAAGGGAAUGGUUUGUAUAAGUGUGAACUCACAAGGGAAAAGAAAUACUUAGAAAGAUUAGAAAAAUAAAUGAAAGAAGUACAAUUAUAGUUUGGAGUCGAGUGUGUGUGUGUUUGUGUGUGAGACCGCCGAGUAGUUAAGAGUGAAUCUAACUAACAAUUGGUAUCACCCUUGGAUGUAAACAUAUUUUAUAUUGCACAGUGUCCAUUAGUGACUUGGUUCAUUUGAUGUGCUCUGUAUAAUUUAUUAAUGUAAUCAGAGGUUAUUUACUGAGGAUUUUUUUAUUCAAGAAUGUAGUUAUGUGGUAAGUUAAUUUAUUUUUACCUUCUGUAUUACUGUAUGUUUCUCUUUGUUUAUGUGUUUAUCACUUUAAACAGAGUCUUGUUGUGUGUUCAUCACCUGUGUCUGUCUUUGUAGGAAUGUCUAAUUAUUGUACUGUCCUCCUUAUCUUGUUUUUCGAAGUGUUGGAUCUUUACUAAUGGCGCUUACUUCUCAUCUCUUGAAUAGAUUAUGAUUUUCAAGGGUAUAGUAAAGUGUGCACAAUACUUUGAUUGGAAACUUUUUAUUUCUUGUGAUUUGAUGAAAGUGCACAGCUUUCAUAGUAUUUACCAUACUCAUUUACUCAAGCUUUGGAUUUGGUAAAAAAAAAUGAUAAUCAUUUACAGUAGUCAAUUUCAACAGAAUUAGAAUGAAAGCUUUAAAGAAACAACUAGCUACAGUAUUCAGAAUGAAAUAGUCUUUAAGUAUUAGUGCUGUUAGACUGAGCAUUAUUAAGUUUGAGAAGUCUUAAUCCCUCGAGUCUCCUAGCUAGAAUGUAGUCUCCAGAAGCAAAAUAGAUAUACUGGUUGUUGUUCCCUAUCAUGGGGGAUAUGCUUCUUGUGAUGGAGAGCACUUUAUAACAUGGUGGAAUAGGGGAUGUGUCCCUGGACCAUCCAAACUUUACCCCAGAAGACCGGCAAUUGAAAUACAAAGUCAUAUAAAUAUAGUAAUGUCCUGAAAAUUUAAUAAUAGCUUAAAUAAAUACAUUAUAAGAACCUAACAAUAAAUCUAAACUUGUAUCACGGAGAGAGAGAGUGUCAGAUAAAUCAACUUAAACAGAUACAAAGGUGGUCUGAGCAGUGUUGAGAGUGGGACAAACAGUAAGGUGCAUAGGGUCAGCUGAGUGCUUUUGUUGGGGGUGCCAUUUAGUAUAAUGUUAAAUAGGAUAAUAGAAAUGAUAAUAAUAACAAUAUUAAUAUCAUUGACUAUUAUUUGUAGUAGUAUUUUUGUUGUAAGCUAAUUAUUAUUGUUAUUGAUUAAGAUAUUUAUUUCAAAAGUCGUUAAGAAAUAUCGUCCUUGUAUUUCCCCCGGCUGCACAUUGAGAGUGCUCACUAUAAUGACAACUGGAAGGUGCUAGAUCCCCCACUUCCUCAAACCUUAUUCUGUCAUGCUUUAUUUCUUAUGUUGUCCUUGUGCAAGUUUUGUGGGUUAUUCGUCCAUUCAUUAUGCAUGUUUUAAGGGGAAAUUUGUAAAGAUAUUGCCUAUAUAUAUAUAUAUAUGUAAAUAUCCAUCACCUUUAAAUGUGUACAGUAUUAUUCAUUUUGUGUACUUACAUGUUAUGUCACCACUUAGUAUAUCACACAUUUCUUCGAUCCCACGCGAUCAUUUAUCCUGCUUUUUUUUUUUUUUUGCACUCUUAACAUAUUUUCAUCAUAUUUUCUAUUUCUGGAUUCCCUUGUGGUUAUAAUUGCUGUCAAGCCUCUUUUUUACAUUCUCUGUUGUGUAAGGAGAUAGUGCCUACCACUCUUGGGUGACACUCAAACCAACACACAAAAUCCUAUAUACAGUUUUUUACUGCUUGGUGUGGAGAUGGUAGAACAGUAGAACAUCCAAGAUCCAUGAGGAAAAUUUUCAUUGACCCUUUUAUUAUGAAUGUAAAAUAAGUUCUUCAAUCUUAGUGGAUUAAUAUAGUAUAUUGAGUAGUUUAUUGUGAAUUUAUGAACUGUAUUUCAAGAUAAUGCAUGUUGCUUGAGCAGUGAAUGGAUAAAUAAACAUUCCUAGAUUGAGCAGUAUGCACUGUUUUGUGUCAGUAUUUAAGUAAUGUACAGUAGUUCAUUUCUGUCAUUUUUAUCCAUUCAUUUAUGUCUUUUUAAGGUACCUGUAUAAGUGUUGAGUCUUAGUUGAGCUGUUGCAUGGAUUUGUGUUUUAUAUAUUUAAAAUUAUUUUCCAGCAUUUCCCUCAAAUGAUUCAGGGAUGUAAAGGGUUCAGAGCAGUAGGGUUAUAUUCCUUAUGGUUUAUUUAAUUAUUUAUUGAUGGUCUCAUAAUAAUUGUUUUAAAUUUAUAGGUGGUAACAAGUAUUUUUGUGUGAUUUGGAAACUUUUAUCUUAAGUGUAGGUGUACAUGCUUGUGUGUAUGUAUUUAUUGUUUUGUGUGUUUUCUUUGUGCAUGGUUAUUUGUUUUAUAUUUGUACACUUUUGUGCAUGUAUAUUGUUACCUGUUCUGUUUGUGCAGGUAACCACGUGGCCUUAGCAAGGCUGGAGAAACUUGGCAUUCUGGUCUGUGCUGAUGAGUUCUUUUACCUGGGUGACAUUAGUGCUGGAAGGGGUGCUGAAGCCUGCUUAGUUGCAAGAGCUAGAAAUGACUGGAUGAAGUUUAGGGAGUUGAUGCCUUUAUUGAGGGCAUGAUUGAUUGGUUGAUUGUGGUAAUAUUGAUAGCAGAGGAUCUUCCCUCCACAAAAAAGGAAAGAUGUAUUCAACUGGCAUUAGAAGGGUGUUUUUGUAUGGCAGUGAAAUAUAGGCAGUUAAAGAGGAUGACAAAUGCAGACUUGAGUGAGCUAAUAUGAGAAUGGUGAAGUGAAUGUGUCACUGAAAGACAAGAAACUCUCUUCAGAGCUAAGAGGGCAGCUGGGUAUUGUGAGUACAGUGGUCGCUCAAUUAACGAACGGUUCAAUUAACGAAAUUUCGUUGAACGAAUUAGCUCCCAUAAGGAUUUUUAGUUUCAUUAACGAACAAAACUUUGAUUAACGACAGCCUUACGAGAA
Molecule: messenger RNA, 6249 nt
Organism: Homarus americanus (American lobster)
Lineage: Eukaryota; Metazoa; Arthropoda; Malacostraca; Decapoda; Nephropidae
Product: phosphatidylserine synthase 2-like
Exons: 12
Coding region: 149-1609 (486 amino acids)
Biological process (GO): phosphatidylserine biosynthetic process
Molecular function (GO): L-serine-phosphatidylethanolamine phosphatidyltransferase activity
Source: RefSeq, a predicted model, not a curated record